AAGAUGCUUCCUCCAAGGGCCGCAAUUUUGGAGAUCUAGAGCCACCGACCUAAAUAAUCUCCAGUUCUCUCCAUUCUAGUUCUCUAUUCGAGCUCCAAGCGGCCGAGUUCCAAAAUCCAGUCCACAGUAAAUUAAAGUAGCGGCAGCAAAGGCAGACGAACCAGCCGAAGAAGACCGGCGCCGGCUACAUUUUUAUUACCAAUCUAGUGAAACCCGAAGUUGUAAAGAACAUACCAAUUCAACCAGAUCAGAUGUUUCCUCAGUCCCAGAUUCUCACCACUCAUCUUCCUUCAAUCCCACCCACAGACUGCUGCCUCCCAAAGUUCUCAACUUCUCUAUUUACUUUCACAAAGAAAACCAAUUUCAACUCCUCGAAGCGUUGUCUAUCCCGCACUUCAGCAUUUCGGCUCCCUAAAUGCGCUGUAUCUGUGGCUGCUGAUCCUACCCACUCAAAAUUGGAUGGUAGUAAUAAACCUUUCCCUGCAGAGGUUUCACGAACAAUAAUGGAGCUUUCUUCCGUGGGAACCUUUUCUACCUUUGGACACGAUGGUUGGCCCCUUGGUGUAGGAGUCCGUUUUGCUGUUGAUGCUGAGGGUACUCCAGUUUUGUGCUUGAACUCAUCUAGAAAACUGUUAUCUGCAGAUAAAAGAUCUAGCCUACAUGUGCAGUUAGAACAGUCUGGAUUGAGGACGCCGCAAUGCACCAUUCAAGGAAGCAUCGACAGACCUGAAGAUAAAUUUCUUUUGAAGAAGCUUCAGGCAGCAUGGAAAAAGAGGUUUGGUGAAGAAGUAGAUGAAGACCUCAUUCAUGUUGUUUCUAUUGACAGGGUGCUCCAAAUUGAAGAUUUUAAAGAGGAUGGGAUAUGGGUCAGUUCAUCAGAAUAUAAAGCAGCAAACCCUGAUCCUCUCCGUGAGUUUGCAGAAAAGAUUGUUUAUGAGAUAAACACCCAUAAUAUGGAGGAUGUUAAUCGCUUUUGCAAUGUUUACAUUGAUUUGAAUUUCCAGGUAGUUGAGGCAAAGAUGGUUUGGCUCGAUCGGUUAGGGUUUGAUGUACGGCUAAUGAGUGAGGAGAGUGAAAUGUUUGAGGCUAGGAUCCCAUUCCCCCGGGAAGUGACAGAUGAGAAAGGUGUAAAAUCAACUUUCAAUUGCAUGUCUCAGCUUGCAUGGGAGGUUGAUAAAAACUACCAAGCCCAUGACUUCAAGAAAGCUAAACAAUUGAAGAAAAUAGCAUCAUCCUCAUAGGAACAAUACAUCACUCUCAUUCAAUUCAGGCAUUCCCCUUCUUAGAUAUAUAGAGGGAGCUGUACUUUUUGUUUUGUUUUUCUUUUUGCCUUAAAGAAUGACAAUCUUUAUUUGAUGCUAGCCAUCUUUUCUCUGUUA
This is a messenger RNA of Impatiens glandulifera, 1379 nucleotides long. Its product is annotated as glutamyl-tRNA reductase-binding protein, chloroplastic. The coding region runs from base 252 to 1241 and encodes 329 amino acids. The transcript has 6 exons. The record is from RefSeq and is a predicted model, not a curated record. Lineage: Eukaryota; Viridiplantae; Streptophyta; Magnoliopsida; Ericales; Balsaminaceae. Gene Ontology annotation, cellular component: chloroplast.